Molecule: messenger RNA, 2182 nt
Organism: Rhodamnia argentea
Lineage: Eukaryota; Viridiplantae; Streptophyta; Magnoliopsida; Myrtales; Myrtaceae
Product: RHOMBOID-like protein 9, chloroplastic
Exons: 8
Coding region: 97-1713 (538 amino acids)
Cellular component (GO): membrane
Molecular function (GO): serine-type endopeptidase activity
Source: RefSeq, a predicted model, not a curated record
GCUCCAGUCCCACGUUGAGAGAACAUCAAAAGACUUCCAUUAAUGGAACACACAAAGUACAUUUGUCUCAGGUUGUUGUUGGGGCUGUGCUGCUGAAUGCCUCCCCCCUCUCCAGCUCUGAACCGAUACCAUCUUGAUAUGGUUAACAUGGCCGUGACGCCAAUACGUUACAAGAUACCGUACAUCGGCCGGCCUCAUUUGAGCCGGAAUAUCCCGAGACACCGCGAGGGGCUGUUCGUGUGUGACCCCGGUUCCACGGUACACGGUUUGAGAUGGUUCUCUUCCGGUUCUGUUGAUAUCGGCAGAAGAUGGUCUUUGCAAAAUGAGAAAAUGGUCGGAGCACCCUUUCUACGGCGAGAUUCCUGGGCAGAUGGCCACCUAAAACGCCUUGUAAAGAAUGCUCCUCACAGGAAAAGCGCGCACGUCACGUGUCAUGCUUCCAACGAUAGCAGUGAGAGCCAAUUGAGGGCACUUGAUUCUUAUUUUGGCAAACUUGGUGAUGUCGACAAGCCCGUCUUGGACGACGAUUCUAGUGUAAAGAUUGAAGUGCUCGGAAAAAGCGAUCUGUUCAAGUCGGAAAGGGGGUUGGACUUGCGGGAUGCUUAUCUUGGCAAAGCUGAGGGAGGAAAGGGCAUGUCAGAUACCAACUCCGGAGCCUGUUCAUCAUCGAGUUCCCAGGACAAGGUCACCGCCAGAAGCGAUCUUAUGGAAACUCCAUUCCCUCCCAGCGAAGAAUCUAAAAUAGUUCAUUGGAGGAAAACGAGAGCUCGCAAUGAACCAAGGCUUAUGAGGGACGAGAAGGGGCAGGAUUCUCAAGUUUUACAAAACUUCGAUGACAUUUCAGAUCUUUACUUAAUAAGUAUCAUAGCUUCCAUAAACAUUGCCGUGUUUCUGUUCGAAUUAGCGAGGCCUGUCAGGAACUCAGACAUGGACCUAUUCUCUCUUCCGCUGCUGUACGGAGCGAAAAUCAAUCACCUCAUCCUGACCGGAGAAUGGUGGAGGCUUGUGACACCAAUGUUUCUGCACUCUGGAGUUUUCCAUAUAGCUCUUGGUUGUUGGGCGCUUCUCGCAUUCGGGCCAAAGGUUUGCAAAGGCUAUGGUUCAUUCACAUUCUUCCUGACAUACUUGCUUGGAGGAAUAUCUGGCAACUUGACAAGCUUUCUGCACACGCCCGAUCCGACUGUCGGUGGCACGGUAAGCAUCAACUACAUACCAUUCUCUGUUUCCACAUUUAUGGAAUUGAGAAGCCAAACUCAGAUUCAGCAACAUUUUCAACUUACUGGGACUACAGCUGAUUUUGGUUAUGAUAUCUCGCUGCAGGGACCGAUAUUCGCCAUGAUAGGUGCCUGGCUCAUCUACCAAACCCAAAACAAAGAAAUGAUUUCGAAGGACGUAUCGGAGAGCAUGUUCCAGAAGGCAGUAGUCGCGACGGCUCUCAGCUUCCUAUUGAGCAACUUUGGCCACAUAGAUGACUGGACGCACUUGGGAGCAGCCGUCAUGGGCAUAGUGUACGGCUACUUCACGUGCCCGACCUUACAAUUGGACGAUGCGUCUUCGACCUCCGGACAGGAAGAAGGAAUCACUCUCGUUAGGCAACCUGCAGAUCCUCGCAAAUCGCUGCUCGUCUUCGUUCUCUUAAUCCUUGCGUUGGGCUCUCUGGUUUACUUCAUCGAGCCACCCCUAGGCACGCUUAUGACCGAUAACCUUGUAUAAAAUAUGUAAGUAGUGUGAUGAUAUAGAUACAGGACCGUGUUAGAUGAUCUUACGGAAGGCUCCCUCUCUCUUCAUCUUACGUCGCUGUUUCUUUUGGUUCUUUUUGCGCCCUUUUGGCUCUUCCUUGUUGGCGUGACGAGCAUUGAUUUAACAGACUUGGGUGGAAACCCAUCGACCAACUUCGCGCUGAUGUUCGCUCUUCUGCCGGGAGGAUUGGGUGUCUGUUCGGUGCUAUCUGGUUUUGCCCAUCUUUGCGCGUGGCGGAACGAGAGAGUCUGGCCCAUGCGGCUUCGGCAGCUAUGGUCGCAUCGGGCGAUCACAGCUCUCGCAAUUCGGGUAUGUGAUUUUGCCUGAGAAGAAAUCGGAAUGGACAGUUCUGAUCGUCUUGGAGUACAUCCCAUUGCACACUACUGUUAUCACCAGAAAAGAGCCACGGACAUACUGGCUUCCUCUGUUUCUGUUGGUUUUU